CUUCGAAACCUCACUCCCUGUAAGUGAUCCUGAGAACGUCAUUGAAGUCAUUUCGACCUUCUUCUAUCUUCAAAUUUCUGGAUUUCAUUAUUUUCCAUCAUUGAAGAUUGUACUUUGAAAAUCAUCAGGAAAAUCACAAUAUUCAGGCAUGGAUCAAACCGAGCCAACUAUACCGGAGUGGUUCCGUUGCAGAAAUGUUUUAGUAACAGGGGCCACAGGAUUUAUGGGAAAAGUCUUGGUUUCUAAGUUGUUACUUAGUUGUCCCGAUAUUGGAAAUAUUUUUAUUCUGAUUCGGGAGAAAAAGGGUGUGGAUCCACAGAAUAGGUUGAAACAAAUAUUUCAGCAAGAGCCGUUCAGGAUACUUGUAGAGAAUCAUCCCGAAAGACUAAAGAAAAUUGUGGUCAUUAAUGGUGAUACAACGAACGAAGGACUUAGCUUGUCAUCGUCGGAUAAAGAUCGUUUAAUCAAAGAUGUCUCGGUUGUGUUCCAUAUGGCCGCUAAUGUCAGAUUUGACUUGAGUUUAAGAACUGCUAUUAAUAUGAAUACUAGAGGCACUUUCAACGUUAUAGCAGUUGCAAAACAGUUUACACAACUCCAAUCUUUCAUUCACGUGUCGACAGCAUAUUGUCAAUGUGGAGAAUCUGUUUUAGAAGAAAGGGCAUAUGCAGAAUCAAUUUUACCAGAGAAAGUUUUUUCACUAGUUGACAAUAUGGAUGAUGAUAUUUUGGAAACAAUUACUCCGAAAUUAUUAGGAAGUCAACCAAAUACGUACGCCUUCAGCAAAGCUUUAGGUGAAGCACUAGUGAUGAAAAGUGGGUUGCCUGCAGGCGUUGCUCGACCUUCUAUAGUUACUGCCUCUUGGAAAGAACCAACCCCAGGAUGGGUAGAAAAUAUGAAUGGACCAACUGGUUUAAUGAUAGCAGCUGGAAAAGGAGUAAUUCGAUCCAUGCUUUGCAAUGCAGACUACCUCACAGAUAUAAUGCCAUGCGAUAUGGUAGUAAAUGCAACAAUUGCUCUCGCUUGGAAAGUUGGCCUUGAACAACCAACUAAACCAAUUUUCAUGAAUAUUACUGAAAGUGGAGAAAAUCCAGUUUCUUGGAGAUUUGCUCUCGAAACUGGCAGAAAACAUGCGCUUGAGAAUCCAUUCUCAGGACCUUUAUGGUAUCCUGGAGGCGGCUUCACAACUUCGAAAUUCAUUCACUGGCUUUCUGUACUAUUUCUGCACAUUAUUCCUGCCUAUUUAUUAGAUGCUUUGUUUAUUGUUACCGGAAAUAAACCCUUCCUCGUGAAAGUACAAGAACGAGUUGCUACGGGUCUCGAAUUAUUACAGUAUUACACAACAAAGGAAUGGACAUUUCGCAAUGAUACCAUAAAGAGUUUGCAGAGCAGUCUAAGUUCAUCUGACAGAGAAAUCUUUUUCAUGGACACCAAGGCUAUUUGUUGGAACGAAUACAUAUUAACCUACAUCCUAGGUACUAGAAAGUAUUGUUUGAAUGACGAUCCUUCAACUUUGCCUCGUGCAAGACGCGUUUUUAAGUAUUUAUACAUCGCAGACGUUUUUGUCAGGAUAGCUUUUGGUAUUUUAUUUGCCUGGUGCUUGUACUCUUGGAUGGCACCAAUUAAAACUUUGACUGAAGUUCGAGAGCCUUACACAGCAAGCAUCAAAACUUGAGAAAAUGUGUGUCCUUUAGAAUUGAUUAAUUAUUGAAAUUAAAAAGAAUCUUAUGAGGAUUAAAUUAGAUUCUAUAUCUGGAUCAAUUUUGUUGAACUUCAAGAUAAAAUUUUGGACACUGCUUGUGUCUCGUUAUUGCCUCAGUUUACUUCUGUAAUAUUUUAUACAUACGUUUUUAUUUAGUUAUUUAGUUACUGUUUUAGGAAUCUGAGAUUAACGACAUAUUUUUUCUGUAUAUGUAUUACUAAAACUUGUUCCGCUUCUGAUAAGCGUUGUACUGUGAAUUUAUACUUUUAUGUGUUUUAUUUAUAACAAUAAUUAUAGAAUAGUUCAUUAAAUAUUCGAAAACACGAAAGGAAAUGCUCAAUUUAUCUGUGAAAUUUACGCAUGUAUUUAGGCCGUGGCUACGAGUAACGAAAUGUCGGUAUACCAAUGCCGGUUAUUUUCGGUAGGAAAAGCGGAACCUAAAAAAGGGACUACCUGUACCAACAUUUCGGUAACAAUAGCCGCAAUUUUUCGGUACACGUAGGUACUGCUAUAUAUUUUUCUAUUGAGUAGAAUAAUUAUUUUAUAGACAAAAGUAGAUUAGCAGAACAUAUGAACGUUUUGAUAGUAUAUUGCAAGUUUUGUCUAGUGAUUAUUUUAAACAAUCUAGAUGAACAAAGUUUUAAUUAAUAACGUGUAAUUUUAAAAGCUUUCAUAAAAGAUAAUUCAAAAAGGUUACGAAAUUAACCUAGAAACAGACGAAAGGAUGAUUACAAAGUGAGUACGAAUGUAAAAUAAUAAUAGACUUAAAAAAGUGCUGUUAAGAAUGUUUUGAUAUUAGCAAAAAUGUAUUAUUAUUUAAGUAUGUAUUUCUGAGAAAAUAUAUAUGAAUUAUAGACAUAUACCAAAUAUUAGUAAAUGCGCUUUAUGCAAGAUUUAAUCAAUUUUAUUUACGGACAAAGCAGUAAAACAUCACAAAAACUUCAAGAAAUACUUGGUUGCACUUUUUAGGAUAAAAAUUAGGCUUUUUUACUUUAAAUAAUGAUAAGAUAUUUUCUCCGUGUCACUUGCUAUAUACAUAAAUUUAAUCCGCUAUGUCCAU
This is a messenger RNA of Belonocnema kinseyi, 2759 nucleotides long. RefSeq names its product putative fatty acyl-CoA reductase CG5065. NCBI's taxonomy places the organism in Eukaryota, Metazoa, Arthropoda, Insecta, Hymenoptera, Cynipidae. Gene Ontology annotation, molecular function: alcohol-forming very long-chain fatty acyl-CoA reductase (NADP+) activity. The transcript is spliced from 7 exons. Gene Ontology annotation, cellular component: peroxisome. Gene Ontology annotation, biological process: long-chain fatty-acyl-CoA metabolic process. The record is from RefSeq and is a predicted model, not a curated record. Bases 149 to 1672 code for a protein of 507 amino acids.